Molecule: messenger RNA, 948 nt
Organism: Pseudovirgaria hyperparasitica
Lineage: Eukaryota; Fungi; Ascomycota; Dothideomycetes; Acrospermales; Acrospermaceae
Product: Aldo/keto reductase
Exons: 2
Coding region: 1-948 (315 amino acids)
Cellular component (GO): cytosol
Molecular function (GO): aldose reductase (NADPH) activity
Source: RefSeq, a predicted model, not a curated record
AUGGCAGGUCAAUAUACACAGCUCAAGCUCAACACUGGUGCUACAAUUCCGGCCGUUGGCUUUGGGACUUGGCAAGAUAAGGAAGCCCAGGAACCAGCUGUUAUCGCUGCCCUCCAAGCAGGAUAUCGUCACAUCGACACCGCCCGCAUCUACGGCACGGAAGGAGCCGUUGGCAACGCUAUCAAGCACUCUGGUGUUCCUCGCUCGGAGAUAUUCCUCACCACUAAGUUAUGGAACAACAAGCACCACCCGGAUGAUGUGGAAGGAGCUCUUGACGCAUCGCUCAAGGACCUCGGCACAGACUACGUGGAUCUGUAUCUGAUGCAUUGGCCUAGUGCCUUUGCUCGUAGUGAGAAAUCAUUUCCCAAGGAAUCAGAUGGCAAGACCAACGCGAUCGCUGACAUUGACUACGUUGAUACAUACAAGGCCAUGGAGAAGCUUCUCCAAACUGGGAAGACAAAGGCCAUUGGAGUUAGCAACUUCUCCCAAGCAGAAAUGGAGCGACUGCUCAAGGAGACAAGUGUCGUCCCUGCAGCUCAUCAGAUGGAGAUGCAUCCAUGGUUACAACAAAAGACUUUCGCGGACUGGCACAAAUCGAAGGGCAUCCACAUCACCCACUACAGCCCCUUCGGAAACCAAAACGAAAUAUAUGACAGCGGUAAAAACAUUAGCAAGCUGAUGGAUGAUCCCGUAUUGGUCGAGAUUGGAAAGGCACACGGUAAGACUGGCGCACAGGUUGCUCUAGCUUGGGGAGUCACGAAGGGCCACUCUGUCAUACCAAAGAGUAAGACGGAGUCUCGCAUCAAAUCUAAUCUUGAGGGAGAUUUCAAGUUGAGUACUGAUGAUCUAGAAAAGAUCGAUGGGAUCGACAAGAAAUUGAGAUUCAACGAUGCAAGCUCUGGGUUCCGCUAUGAGUUCUUCUCGGAUCUUGACGGGAAGAAGCGGUAA